Molecule: messenger RNA, 2970 nt
Organism: Clarias gariepinus (North African catfish)
Lineage: Eukaryota; Metazoa; Chordata; Actinopteri; Siluriformes; Clariidae
Gene: cep85
Product: centrosomal protein 85
Exons: 15
Coding region: 135-2333 (732 amino acids)
Cellular component (GO): centrosome
Source: RefSeq, a predicted model, not a curated record
CUACAGCGCGCAACACUUCCGGUCCUCCAUUUCCGGUUUGAACAAACAAACAAACGGCGGCUUCUCCGGAAUCAGAGCGCGCGAGCGUGUGAGCGUGUGAGCGUGUUUAUAACGGUGUGUUUAUUAACCGGGUGAUGUCGAGAUCUUCCCACCACCAUGUGCCACUUCUCCUCUCUGAAUCUGGAAUGACGACGUCUCCGAGGUUCCAGAGCUCCAGAGCGACAGUCGUGAAGCCGGACAUGGAGUUCCAGACGCCGGCCGUGUCGGAGAAGUUUCAGAGCCGGUUCGGAUGGAGACCACACAGGGCCGAGGGCGAGACGGGUCCGGGAGCGAAGACCACAGACAGCACGGAGGAUUCCAGCAGCGCUCCGUCCUUCCAGCCAAUCAGGAGUCAGAUCCCCAUCCCCACCGCCCAUGUCAUGCCCUCCACGGCCCACAAUCCAUCACAGCACCCCACAGACUCCCGCUCCAGCUCCUCCAGCUCCAGGUCGUCGCUCUGUAAAUCCGCCUCGUCCCCGAACCUGGAGUUGCAGGAUGGAGGCGGAGUCAAGCAGGACUGCCUGAGCCGCUACCGCAGUCUCGUCAACGGGUUGGACCACUCGCUGUUCCCCGGUGCCGACCACGACCACACCCGGCUGGACGAGGGCCAGGGCUUCGAGACGCCCCCCGUGGAGCCGACCCUGAACCAGUCGGCGCUGCUCGGGGGAUUUGGACCCGACGUCAGGAUGAAGCUGCACAUGACGGGACUCGGAGACGGCGCCGAUUACCGCGCAGACGCCUUCCGUACCGCGCUGGAUCAGAGCUACAAGGUGUUACCCGAAGCUAGAGCGGGAAUCCCGUCGUCGUCGUCGGAGCCGUACGGCAAAACCAAGGUGCAUCCGGGAGAAAACAUGGCCGACUGGCAGCAGAAGUUCGAGAGCUUAAGAAUGCAGGUGGAGCAAAUCCAGCUAUUAGGGAGUGCUCAGUACUCGUCUACGUAUCCGUCUCCUCUACAGUCUGAGAGCGGUAAAUGGGAGGCGGUGAUGAAGGCCAAUGAAAGUCUUCUAAAGGAGAAGGAGCUCAUCAUCGACAGGCAGAAGCAGCAGCUGUAUCAGCUCGAGCAGCGUCUCCGAGAGAGCGAGUUACAGAUCCACAGCGCCCUCAUGGGACGAGGAGCGCCGCUCGCCGACGUCUGUCUGCUCAGACUGCAGGAGGCGCAGCGCGAGAACGCCUUCCUGCGCGCCCAGUUUGCCGAGCGCAGCGACUCGUUCGCUCAGGAGAAACUGGAGGCGGACCGGCGUCUGGGCGCCGUGGAGGCGGAGACUCAGCGUCUGAGCGAGAGUCUGAGGGAGAGCGCGGAGAAACACGCAGAGGAGCUGAAGAAGCAGGAGGAGAGGAUCCGCAAUCGAGACAAACACAUCACCAGCCUUAAGAAGAAAUGUCAGAAGGAGGCGGAGCAAAACCGCGAGAAACAGCAGCGCAUCGAGACGCUGGAGCGUUACCUGGCCGACCUUCCCACCAUGGAGGACUACCAGAGCCAGAGGAAACGGCUGGAGACGGCGGAUCAGAAGGUGGAUGAGCUGCAGGUGUUGGUGGAGGAUCUGGAGGCUCAGCUGAAGGAGGUGCGAGCGGCCAGUCGGGCUAAAGACGGACAGCUGGAGGAGCAGAAACACAGAGAGAGGGAGCUGCUCGCUACGGUCACUAGUCUGCAGGCCCGGGUGCAGGAGGGGUUGGACGACGGGGCUCGGUUGCCGUCUCUGGACGUCGAGAAGCUGCGAGAGGAAAACGUGGUGUUGAAGGAAGAGCAGCAGAAACUCAAGAAGGUUGUUGAGAAGCAGCUGAGGAUGAUGGAGCAGCUCAGCUCUCAGAUCAGGAGUGUGCAGCAGCAGCUGGUGGAAGAGGAGAGCAGCAGUCAGGCUCUGAGAGACGAGCUGAACUCGAAAGAUCAGCAGCUUCUUCAGUUACGCUCGGCUGUAAAGGAGCUUUCUGUACAGAACCAGGAGCUGAUGGAGCAGAGUGUGUGUCUGCGUGAGCGUCUGCAGGCCGAGUCGAGUGUGUGUGACGCGAGACUGACUCAGCAGCUGCUUGGUGAAAUGGCAUCGUGUCUGACUGACCUGCGCUCGCUCUGCAGCGUCCUCACACACACCGCGCACGGCCGAGACCCCAACCUGUCCCUGCUGCUGGGGAUCAGCGCCCCUGCUGUACCAGAGCCGUGUGAUGAUUGGCUGAACCCUGCAGUUCUACAGAAUAAACUACAGGAGGCGCUGCAGCUGAGACGAGACGUGGAGGAGCUGAGGAACACCGUCUCAGACCGCUACGCCCAGGACAUGGGGGAGAACUGUACCACCCAGUAACGCAGAACCCGAUCAGAACCACCCAGUAACACAGAACCCAUAGAACUCGUAGCACCCAACUGAACCUACCUGGUGACGCAGAACCCGACAGGUAAAGCAAAACAUGCAGAACCCAACCUGCACCAGCCAGUAACAUAGAACAUGCAGAACCAGAACUGUUCUACCCAGUAACACGGAACCCGAACAGAACCAACCAGUAUUGCAAAGCUAAUAAACCCGACCGGAACCACCUGUUAACGCUGCACCCAUAGAUCCCAACUAAAACUACCCGGUAACGCAGAUCCAGAACUGUGCCACUCAGUAAUGUGGUCCCCAAACUUGACCAUAAGCAAUGGAGAACCCGCAGAACCAGAAGGAUCUAAACUCUAAACUGAUAAAACUGAACUCACCAUCUAAACUUCACGAGAAGAAGCUCCAUGAGAACCUGAACCUGAUCUCAACACUACACCCAGAACCAGAGGAACCGGCAGAACCACCUAGAGUAUAAACAGAACUAAUGAGAACCAGCAGAACUUGUGGAACUGAAAUCAUAACUUGUUCCCCUCUGGAAGCUAACAAUGCUAACAACGCUAAUGCUAACAACACUACACUACUUAUUUUUAUAUAAAGUACUUUGUAUUUUUCUAACGUCUGUAAA